UAAGAUGGCGGCGGCGUUGGUGGGGGGGCGGAGGAGAAGGCGGAGGAGGGGGUGGCGGCUCUUGUGGCUGUCGCGAGGCUCGGGCUGCGGAGACGGCGGGCGGCUGUGCCCGAGCCUGGGCUCGCAGGGCGGGUAAGGCGAGCGGCGCCGGAGCCGCGGGCUGCGAGGACCUGGCCGGAGCCAGGCCGCCAUGGGCUCGCAGGUGCUGCAGAUCCUGCGCCAGGGCGUGUGGGCGGCUUUGAGCGGCGGCUGGUACCAGGACCCGCACCAGGGCGCCGGGGUCAACGCGCUGCACCUCUACCUGUGGCUCUUCCUGCUCGGCUUCCCCUUCACCCUCUACAUGGCUCUUCCUUCUUCUAUGGUGAUAGUUGCAAUCUACUGUCCAGUGAUAGCAGCUCUCUUCAUAGUUCUGAAGAUGGUAAACUACCGUUUACAUAGAGCACUUGAUGAAGGUGAGAUUGUGGAGAGGAACACAAGUGAACGUGUAGAAGGGAGUGCAAAAAUGGAAGAAAAUGACUCUUCUGCAAGGAGAAAGGACAGUAAUGGACCUAGUGAUCCUGGUGGAGGGAUUGAGAUGUCAGAAUUUGUUCGAGAAGCCACUCCUCCAGUUGGAUGCAGUUCACGGAAUUCCUUUGCUGGCUUAGACAUAAAUAACCAGAUUGGAACUGGUUUAUCUCAUCGUGGAACUGCAGCUACUAUUAAAGGUGAUACUGACACUGCAAAGACUUCUGACGACAUCAGUCUGAGUCUUGGCCAGAGUUCCAGUGUCUGUAAAGAAGGGAGCGAAGAACAAGAUUUGGCAGCUGAUCAAAAGACUUUCCAUUUGGUCUCCAUCGAUUCCUUUGUGUCCAUCCAACCAUCGUUGUCAUCUGGACAGGAGAUGCCAAGAGACAGCAGUGACAAAGUGUGCCUCCCUAAUAACCAGCUUGUAGAUCAAUCAAUGUCUAAUAUAUGUGACACAGAAAUGGCUUCUCUGGUUCCAUUGCAUUCACACUCCUAUAGGAAAGAACAUAGACCCCGAGGAGUGCCAAGAACUUCUAGCUCAGCUGUUGCUUUUCCAGAUGUGUCACUAAGUGACUUUCCCCUUUAUCAGCAGAGGAGAGGCCUUGACCCUGUCAGUGAGCUAGAAGCUUCCAAACCUCAAUCUGGAUCCAAAGAAUCUUUAGCUGAGAACUCCUGUAUUUCUGGAGUCUUUCAACUGGAUGAUAUUCUCAAGUGUAGCAGCCCACAGCUGCAGUCCAAAAGCAGCAAGAGCAAAUCCUUGAAAGCAGACAAAAGUGCAGACAGUCUCAGAAGUCUGAGUACUCGGAGCAGUGGCUCAACAGAGAGCUAUUGCAGUGGAACUGAUCGUGACACAAUCAGUACUGUUAGCAGCUAUAAAAGUGAGCAGACUAGCUCAACUCACAUAGAAAGUGUGUUAUCAGAGCAUGAGCAGUCGCCUAAAGAAGAGAAGAAAAGCAGCAAGAAAAAGGACUGCUCUGUUGAUUCUGAUGAUUACAGUUUUGCUACUGACAAAAGGACUAGUAGUGAAGGAACUGCUAUAGAAAUGAGCAUUGGCAGUUGCUUACAAGAGAAAAGGGGUUCAAAUGCAUCAGAAGAGAUGCACAAUCAGAGGGUUCUCAGUAGUUCUGCUUCAGAAGAGGCAAAUAAGAAUCCUCAUGCCAAUGAACUGAUUACGCAAGCAGACCAACCUCCUGAGAAGCCUAAUAAUGAUAAACGAGAUGAACAGAAGGAGAAAUUAUCCUUACUUGAGUCAAGAACUUGUAAGGAGAUGGUUGGAAAGCAAAAGGAAGGGGAUGUACGGCCUAAAUCAUGUAGCUUAAUUCAUCGGACAGCUUCAGCUCACAAGUCCAGCAGGAGGAGGACAGGGAAAAAACGGGCUAGUAGUUUUGACACAAGUCGUCACAAGGAAUAUAUAUCUUUCCGAGGUGUAUCUGGCACCAAACCCCACAGUGCGGUUUUUUGUCAUGAUGAGGACUCAAGUGAUCAAAGCGACUUGAGCAGGACCUCAAGCAUGCAGUCAGCCCAUCAAUUCAGCAGUGAUAGCUCUUCCAGCACCACCUCCCAUUCGUGCCAGUCUCCUGAGGGGAAAUACAAUGCCCCUAAGACCAAAUAUAUUGCAAAAGAAAGGGGCACAGACUUGGAAAACUCUUACAAAAUGCACCUGGGCACUGAGGCAAAUGGCAAAAAGCAUUCAACGCGACGGACUUCCAGCACAAACAGUGCCAAGAGUCGUACCAGGGUUUUAAGCUUGGACAGUGGUACUGUAGCCUGCCUAAAUGAUCCGAAUCUAAUGAUGCCAGAUACCAUAAAACAGCUAACAACUUCUAAAUCUGAUCUAGAGGCCAAAGAGGGAGAGGUGCUUGAUGAGCUAUCUCUGUUAGGACGGGCUUCACAACUAGAAUCAGUCACUCGCUCUAGGAAUAGCUUACCAAGCCAGGCUAUGUUUGCUGAAGGGGAAGAGCAGGAACAGGGAAUUGCUGCAGCACAAGCCAGUGAGGAGGUGGUCACAGUUCGUCGUGAACGCAGCACAUUUAGGCGUCAGGCAGUACGGCGCCGUCACAAUGCAGGGAGUAACCCUACCCCUCCUACAUUGCUCAUCGGCUCACCCCUCAGCCUUCAAGACGUUCUGCAAGGGCAGCAGUCCACAACCCAAGUCAAAGUCCAGUCCCACCCCCAUUCCCAGGCAGCAGUGCUCAGUGCUAGCGCCUCCUUGUUGGUGAGAAAUGGGAGUGUCCACUUAGAAGCACCACAUGACAAUGCAUCUGCUGUAGACGGUAGCAGUUUGCAUGAUGAACUUGGUAAGUUCAGUUCUACAUUCUACGAGACAGGGGGCUGCGAUAUGUCGCUUGUGAAUUUUGAGCCAGCUGCAAGAAGAACAUCUAAUAUCUGUGACACGGAUUCUCAUGUAUCAAGUUCUACCUCAGUUCGUUUUUAUCCACAUGAUUUACUUUCCCUUCCCCAGAUCAGGCUGAACAGGUUGUUGACCAUAGAUACGGAUCUCCUGGAGCAUCAAGACAUUGAUCUAAGCCCUGAUCUGCAUGACCAUCUACAACCUCCAGAGGAAGCAGCACAAAAAGUUAAACACUAUUACCGCUUUUGGAUCCUACCGAAGAUCUGGAUUGGUAUCAAUUUUGAUAGGCUAACUCUGUUGGCUUUGUUCGAUAGGAAUCGUGAGAUCUUGGAAAAUGUGCUGGCAGUCAUUCUAGCUAUCCAGGUGGCAUUCUUGGGUUCUCUACUCCUUAUAGAAGGCUUUUUCAAGGAUAUCUGGGUCUUUCAAUUUUGCUUGGUAAUUGCCAGCUGCCAGUAUUCCUUGCUCAAGAGUGUCCAACCAGAUUCUUCUUCUCCUCGGCAUGGUCAUAACCGAAUCAUAGCUUAUAGCAGGCCUGUUUAUUUCUGUAUAUGCUGUGGUCUCAUUUGGCUGUUGGACUACAGCAGUAGGAUCACUUUUAUGGCAAGGUUCCGUUUGUAUGGAAUGGCUUUCACUAAUCCAGUUUUGCUGCUUUCAGCAAGGGAUUUGAUUAUAGUGUUUACGCUAUGCUUUCCUAUAGUGUUCUUCAUUGGUCUUCUGCCUCAGGUGAACACAUUUGUGAUGUACCUCUGUGAACAGUUAGAUAUUCAUGUCUUUGGUGGUAAUGCCACCACAAGCCUGCUUGCAGCACUUUACAGUUUUAUCUGUAGUAUUGUGGCAGUAGCAUUGUUGUAUGGAUUGUGUUAUGGUGCCCUAAAGGAUUCCUGGGAUGGUCAACAUAUUCCUGUACUCUUUUCAGUAUUUUGUGGUUUGCUGGUGGCAAUAUCCUAUCAUCUCAGCAGACAAAGCAGUGAUCCUUCUGUGCUUUUCUCUUUAGUGCAAUCAAAACUUUUUCCUACUUCAGAAGAUAAAAACCCAGAAGAUCCAUUGUCUGAAGUUAAAGAUCCAUUACCUGAAAAACUUAGAAAUUCAGUGAGUGAGCGUUUGCAGUCUGAUCUUGUUGUAUGCAUAGUUAUCGGUGUACUUUAUUUUGCAAUUCAUGUCAGCACAGUAUUCACAGUACUGCAGCCUGUAUUGAGAUACGUUCUAUAUGCAUUGGUGGGCUCAGUAGGCUUUAUAACCCAUUAUGUGCUGCCUCAGCUCCGGAAACAGCUCCCUUGGCACUGUUUUUCACAUCCAUUGCUGAAAUCCAAGGAAUACUAUCAGUUUGAAGUUCGCAAUGCUGCACAUGUGAUGUGGUUUGAGAAACUUCAUAUAUGGCUUCUUUUUGUGGAAAAGAAUAUUAUCUACCCUUUAAUAGUCCUCAAUGAACUGAGCAGCAGUGCAAAGGCUAUUGCUAGUCCAAAAAGACUGGAUGCUGAGCUUGGUGCUUUAAUGAUUACGAUAGCUGGUAUGAAGUUGUUGCGCUCUUCCUUCAGUAACCCAACCUACCAGUAUGUGACUGUCCUUUUCACAGUGCUUUUCUUCACAUUUGACUACAAGCAUUUCUCGGAGACUAUGCUGCUAGAUUUGUUCUUCAUGUCCAUACUCUUCAGCAAGCUUUGGGAACUUUUUUACAAGUUGAGAUUUGUGUACACUUACAUUGCUCCUUGGCAAAUCACAUGGGGGUCUGCUUUCCAUGCGUUUGCCCAGCCCUUUGCUGUGCCCCAUUCUGCAAUGCUGUUUGUCCAAGCAGUUGUGUCUGCUUUUUUUUCUACUCCACUAAACCCUUUUCUGGGAAGUGCAAUAUUCAUCACUUCUUAUGUCAGACCUGUUAAAUUCUGGGAAAGAGACUACAAUACAAAAAGAGUGGACCACUCAAACACAAGACUGGCUUCCCAACUUGAUAGAAAUCCAGGCUCAGAUGACAAUAACUUGAACUCAAUCUUCUAUGAACACUUAACUCGGUCCCUCCAGCAUAGCCUGUGUGGAGACCUGCUCUUGGGGCGAUGGGGGAACUACAGUACUGGAGAUUGCUUUAUUCUUGCAUCUGACUACCUCAAUGCACUAGUACACCUUAUAGAGAUAGGCAAUGGGCUGGUCACCUUUCAGCUGAGGGGACUUGAAUUUAGAGGAACAUACUGUCAGCAACGAGAAGUAGAAGCCAUCACCGAGGGUGUAGAAGAAGAUGAAGGGUUUUGUUGCUGUGAACCUGGUCACAUCCCUCACAUAUUAUCUUUCAAUGCUGCCUUUGGCCAGCGUUGGCUAGCUUGGGAGGUUCUGGUCACAAAGUAUGUCUUAGAGGGCUACAGCAUCACUGACAACAGUGCCGCUUCCAUGCUUCAAGUCUUUGAUCUUAGGAAGAUUCUCACCACUUACUAUGUCAAGGGCAUCAUCUACUAUGUCACAUCUUCUACCAAGCUGGAGGAAUGGUUAUCAAAUGAAACAAUGCAGGAAGGACUACAACAGUGUGCAGACCCAAACUAUGUUGAUGUGGAUCCUACAUUUAAUCCUAAUAUUGAUGAGGAUUAUGACCACCGCUUAGCAGGGAUCUCCAGAGAAAGUUUUUGUGUCAUUUAUCUCAACUGGAUAGAAUACUGUUGUUCUCGAAGAGAAAAACCAUUAAAUGCAGAUAAAGAUUCUUCUUUAGUGACCCUUUGCUAUGGACUAUGUGUUCUUGGUCGCAGAGCCUUGGGGACUGCUUCACAUCAUAUGUCUAGUAAUCUGGAAUCCUUCCUGUAUGGACUCCAUGCCCUGUUUAAAGGAGACUUUCGUAUCUCAUCAAUUCGAGACGAAUGGAUUUUUGCAGAUAUGGAAUUACUCAGGAAAGUGGUGGUCCCUGGAAUACGCAUGUCAUUAAAACUACAUCAGGAUCACUUCACUUCUCCAGAUGAAUAUGAUGACCCUGCUGUUCUCUAUGAAGCGAUCACAUCCCACGAACAAAAUUUGGUUAUUGCUCAUGAGGGAGAUCCUGCUUGGAGAAGUGCCGUCCUCUCCAAUUCUCCCUCCUUACUUGCCCUUCGCCAUGUGAUGGAUGAUGGUACCAAUGAAUACAAAAUCAUCAUGCUGAACAAGCGCUAUCUCAUCUUCAGAGUUAUUAAAGUAAAUAAGGAGUGUGUACGUGGACUUUGGGCAGGGCAGCAACAGGAGCUGGUCUUCUUGCGUAAUCGGAACCCAGAAAGAGGGAGCAUCCAAAAUGCAAAGCAAGCUUUGAGGAACAUGAUAAACUCUUCUUGUGAUCAGCCUAUUGGCUAUCCAAUUUAUGUAUCUCCUUUAACGACUUCUUACUCAGACAGCCAUGACCAGCUCAAGCAGAUUCUUGGAGGUGCCAUUAGUUUGAGAAACAUCAAGAACUUCAUAGUAGCAACAUGGCAUAGGUUAAGAAAAGGCUGUGGUGCUGGUUGCAACAGUGGGGGAAACAUUGAAGAUUCAGAUGCUGGAGGAGGAGCUUCCUGCACAAGUAACAGUGCAACCGCUAAUGACUCUCAAAGCAGUGUUUCUCAAGGUGGGGGAGGAGGAGGAGGAGGAGGAGGCAAUGUGACUGCUGCGCAGGGACCUGGAGCAGGACUGCAGCCUCCUGUCACAUCUCACCCUGCAACUCUAGGCACCAGCCACAGUGCUCAUUCGGUGCAGUGCAGCCUUGUCAGACAUUCCCCUGCUCGUGCCUCAGUUGCCAGCCAGUCCUCUUACUGCUACAGCAGUCGUCAUUCAUCCCUCCGCACAUCUGCUACUGGUUUUGUGCCUUGCCGACGCUCUUCGACCAGCCAGCUCUCCCUUCGCAACCUUCCGUCGUCCAUCCAGUCACGUCUGUCUAUGGUGAACCAAAUGGAACCCCUUAGCCAAAUGGGUGUUGUCAGCGUACAGCAUGGCCUGCCCUCUUCUAGCAGCUCCAGCCAAAGCAUCCCUGCCUUCAAACAGCAUGCCCUUGUUGGCUUUCUAGGAACAGAUGGAGUGAAUAAUGUUCCUGAUGCACAGCCAGGCACUAACACAAGCCCUGUGAACCAGACACAAACCAAAAGGGAUGAUGUUAUUUACAGAAUCCAGAUAAUGGAUCCUAGUCAGGUGUUGGAAGGCAUCAACUUGUCCAAAAGAAAGGAACUGCAGUGGCCAGAUGAGACAAUUAGGCUAAAAGCUGGAAGAAACAGCUGGAAAGACUGGAGUCCUCAGGAAGGCAUGGAAGGCCAUGUGAUUCACCGCUGGGUGCCUUGCAGUAGAGAUCCAGGGAGUAGAUCCCACAUAGACAAAACCAUCCUGCUGGUCCAAAUUGAAGACAAGUAUGUUGCUGUGAUUGAAACUGGAGUUCUAGAACUUGGCGCUGAAGUGUGAACUGCUUUGACAAUUAACCUCUCAUCAUCCCUUCCUAAUUUUUUUUAGAAAUAAGGAGGGACUCUCAUGAAAAGUCUUCUAAAACUUUAAAUGUUGUUCACAUAAUAGAGAAGGACUUAACCCAAGUAGAUGUGUAUAAGCUCUGGCUCAGAAUAAGUAAGAGAGUCUCCUUUGGAUAUUUUUCAAAUUAGCUACAGAGGAAAACAUUUUGCAUGAAGGAUAAACAUGACAUACCUUUUGUUUUAUACUUUAUUUUAUGCAUUGCAAUGCUUUAAAAAGCCCAACAUUUCCCCAUUUUAAAAUAGGAAUAUCUCAGUUUUCUAAAUGUUUCGCUAAAGUUGCCAUGUUUUAUCAUGUUUUUAAGCAACUGGGUAGUGUACAAACUGAGUUAACGUGUAAAAAAAAGAAAGUAGAAUGGUGGGAUUAUACAUUGCAGAAAUAAUCAGAUUCCAUGUGAGUCGGAAAACUUCAAGAAACUGCACUAAUUUUUUUCUAUGGCAAUGCACUAAACAAAUCUGAGUUUUCUCAGAACAUUUAUAUAUAUAUAUAUAUAUAAAUAUAUAAAAAGAAUAAAAUACCAUUAUUUAAAUUGCAUUUGGGAUUAAUCUCCUCCCACUGCAUAUUCUUAUUGAUGGUAUGGACUGUGCCAUUGGUUUGUUUUGGCAUAAUAUAGUGGAUUGCACAGCAGUGCAUUCAUACUGUCCUUUUCAGAAUGCCAGUAAGCACUGACAUAAAAUACCAGAGGAUUCCUCUCUUGGUGAUAUCAGUUGGUGGUGCAAAUGUGCAGAAAUUUCACCUUUUUUUAUUAAUAAAGGGCCCAAACACACAAAUGUGCAUCUUCUUUGUCCAAAUAACUUUGGCUGCUUUCCUACUUAGAACCAGCUAAAAUAUGCUGUUUGUGUCCUUUGGAAGAAAUUUGAUUUAUUUGAGGGAAGCUGGAUGAAACCCAGUGUGUGCAAUGGGAUAAUGAUAGUCUAUAUAAUGUGGGACUUCUUCCUAUUUCCAAUCAGGUGACGCAACUUGACUUUUUUGUUUUUUAAAAAAGGAAAGGUGCAGGAGGCACAGUCUGACUGUCUUGUUUGUAUCGUUUCACCUUGUAACUCCCUUUAGUCUUUACUCUUUUCUGUGACUUGAAUUUUAUUUUCAAUGAUUAUAUAUAUAUAUAUAUAUAUUCUAUAAUAACUGUAUUUUUAACUGUGAAAUUGAAUUACAUUGCAUAUCUUAGGUUUUACUGUGUUGGGGUUUUUUUAGUGUGCAUUUUCAGGGAAACAAAUUACUCAAACUUCAUUGGAGUGAGAGAAAGCUGCAGUAUCUUAACUUGCUGCUUCUGUGACUCAUUCAACAGCAUUCAUGAAAAGUUGUACAUGUAGUGAUUGUUUCCUGUGUAUGAUCUGGAACUCUGUGGGGCUUAGUAGGAAAUUGUGCACAGUCCACAAGUGUAGCUUUUGGAAGCAGCCAUCUUCUCUUUAAUAGUUAAAACAAUGGAUUAGUUUUAGCAAGGGGGGAGUGCAGCAACUUCUGCACUGAAACCAAAAUCUUUACCUAAUCAACAGUUGAAGCUUUUUGGACUUGAGAAGAAAUACUGUAAUUCAAAUCAUCUGAUGCCUAGCAUCAACGCUGAACAUGCUGAAUCUAUAGUCUUGGUAAAAGUAACUCACUAUGCAAAAGUUUUACUUUUCCUAGCAUUGUGGAUUUCAUUGCUGCAUAUACUAUCAUUCUCAUGCACAUGCAAUCACAUAUUUAAUGUUCCUUAAAUAUUUUUUUUAAGAUGUGUCCCCUCCCCAACAAUUCUGGCCUGGGCUGCUUGAACUGCCUGCUGUUCAGCACCUGAUUAUAUUCGCACUUCUACCAUCUUACAGGUAUGAUUAUAGUCAGCUUCUACACCAUGACAGUAGUUUCAGGUUGGUAGCCGUGUUGGUCUGCAGUAGAAUAGCAGGAUUUGAGUCAACUGGCACCUUAGAGACCGGCAAGAGUUUCCAGGGUAUAAGCUUAUACCCUGUAGACUCUUUUUGGUCUCUAAGGUGCCACUGGACUCAAAUGCUACAUUAGGACAAGUAAUUCUUGGCUUCCUUUUCAAAUGAGAAUUGCAUAUUUAUUUAUUCUUCCCAUCCUGAGUUAGCUUUCUGUACUUCUCAUCUUUAGCAUUUAACUAGCAACAAAGACCACACAAUGUGCUGGCAACAAAGUCCACACAACUUGGAAUAUUAGAUGCUACUUACAAUAGAUUAGAGCCUAGAAAUUCAAAUUGAGAGAGAGAGAGAGAGGGUAAUCCUUCUGCUGUAUUCAUGAUGAAUCCAUUCAUAUUUUGGCAGGUUCAGUUUUCUUGAAUGCAUUGUUAUCAGAGCUUUAUUUCAGUUUACACUAUUAGUAUAUAUAAAUAUCAUCUAAUUAAGCAGUACAAGAAGAUACACAACUUUAAAUUUACCUUUAGGUUUCUGCUGCCUUUAUUCCAUUAAUUUGGGAACAGAGCUCUGAGAUUAUUAGUUCUUAAUACACGAACAUCAAAUUACUACAUACAGAAUUUCUGUUCAAAGCCCAUUUACUUUUCUAUUUGUAUUGGAUGAGUUUGUAAACGAAAAAUAUAAAGAUGUGUAUUCUGUGGAGCUAUAAUCCACAUGACUUUAUUGAGUAGAUUUAUUAUGAACAUCUCCAGCAAGAUGUAUAGGUACUACUAUGAAUUCAUAAAACAUUUCUUUAUAUUGACAGUGGAAUAUUUGUAGACAAGUGUGCCAGUCAGUACAUUGGCAAUAUUGUAUGUAGUUGGUUCUCUACAAGAUUCAUUCUUUUCUAGUCUGGGAAUAUAGAUCUAGGAACACUUGGUGAAAGUUGUCAGUGAUAGAGCUAUACUAUUAAUAAGCUAACUGAGGAUGACACAGAGGCCUGCUAAAUUUGUUUGUUAAUAAUGUCCUGGGAAACUAAUGCGGGCAUUUUCCUUACCUCAUUUUUAAAUGUUUUUAUUUUCUUAAAUAACAACAAUCCUAUUCGUACCAAAUAUUGGAAUAAUGAAUUCUACACUACACCAUGCAAUGCAUGGGGGCAAGAGAAGAGAUUUUUAAAAUGGUAUCCUUUACAAGUUUCUAAGCUAAACUCUAACAUGGAUUUACCUCAAAUUCACAUUAUGAGGGAGAUCACAUUCAUUGAAUUGAUGUUCCCCAUAAAUGGUAUGGCAGAGGCCCUUGAUAAAAUAUUAUAAAGCAAGCCAUAAUAUACUUUGUUUAGCGAUUAGACAGCCCGGCCAUGCAUGCCCUUCAUUCAAAGCCCCUAAAAAAGGGAUAAUAGGUCUGUAUUAAUAAAUGGAAAAGCCUUUUUAGAAAUACUUUGACUAAGUCUUUGGGUUUAACCACCGUGGUAUUAUAUACCAAAUUUUACUAAGGAUUUUUUUUAACCUAUUAUAUAGGUUUCUACUUGUCUGGCCUUACUUCAUGUUUGAUAAUCUGGUGCCCUUUUUGCUCUGUGAUGCUAGACAGUGUAAGAAAUUAUAACAGUAUUUAAUAUGUGCCUUACUAAAAUGGUGGGUACAUAACACCUUGGUGGGUGACCCCGCCCUUGACUAACUGUUUUUCACCAGAUUUUUAAAAGGCUGUUUUAAAGAUGGCUGCUCCAAAAGGUUUCAUAGGUAUAUUGUAUCAUUCACAGGCAACACUUAUGAACAUGCCAUUUAGAUGUUUCAAAUGUGUAUACACACAACCCAGUAAAAUCACUUGGUUUAUGAUGUGUACAGAGGGAAAUCACACAGAUUGAAAAAUCUCUUAACAUCCUUAUAAAACAAAGCCAGUCAAUGAACUGUUGAUAAUUAGAGAGAAAAGGGGAAUUACAAUAGUGAGGAAGGGAAGUGUGAAUUGAGUUUGAGAUGGGAUAUGGAAAAUAUUCUUUACAUCUACCAGCAUAUGAAGAUCUUGCCAGGGAUUUAGGGGUAUGUAUACUUGGCGUGUGUCAGUGAGUGUGUAUGUGUCUGCGUGUGUGUUGUUUGGAAACUGCCUUGUAAAUAUUGUAUCUGUUUAAAAUUUGGAAAGUGGAGGGGGUUUGUUUGCAACAUAUUGCAUUGAAAAGGACAGUAUUGACAGUGGAGAAACACUGAAAAAUAAAACCAAUCUUUUUC
Eublepharis macularius is the source of this 11315-nucleotide messenger RNA. RefSeq names its product pecanex 1 (gene PCNX1). The record is from RefSeq and is a predicted model, not a curated record. Lineage: Eukaryota; Metazoa; Chordata; Lepidosauria; Squamata; Eublepharidae. Gene Ontology annotation, cellular component: membrane. Bases 191 to 7216 code for a protein of 2341 amino acids. The transcript has 36 exons.